Trichosurus vulpecula (common brushtail) is the source of this 3905-nucleotide messenger RNA. It is a transcript of the gene ACAP3, whose product is annotated as ArfGAP with coiled-coil, ankyrin repeat and PH domains 3. Gene Ontology annotation, cellular component: cytoplasm. NCBI's taxonomy places the organism in Eukaryota, Metazoa, Chordata, Mammalia, Diprotodontia, Phalangeridae. The transcript is spliced from 26 exons. The coding region runs from base 164 to 2797 and encodes 877 amino acids. Gene Ontology annotation, molecular function: GTPase activator activity; protein binding. The record is from RefSeq and is a predicted model, not a curated record.
CAUUCCCCAGCCCGGGCGGGCUGGCUGGCUGGCGAGCGAGCGGAGCCGACGGGAACGGGCAGAGCAGAGCGGAGCGCAGCGCAGCCCGGCCGGGGCGAGCUGGGGUGGCCAUGGAACGGGCGCUUCCCCUCUGAGAGCCCGGGCCGCGGGCGGAGCCGCAGAAAUGACGGUGGAGUUCGAGGAGUGCAUCAAGGACUCGCCCCGAUUCAGGGCAACCAUAGAUGAGGUGGAAACAGAUGUGGUGGAGAUAGAGGCAAAACUGGACAAGCUGGUCAAACUCUGUAGCGGGAUGAUCGAGGCAGGCAAGGUCUACAUCACCACCAACAAGCACUUCGUCAGCGGUGUCCGGGACCUGUCCCAGCAGUGCCGCAACGAUGAGGUGGUCUCGGAAUGUCUGCAGAAGUUUGGAGACAGUCUUCAGGAAAUGAUCAACUACCACAUGAUCCUGUUUGACCAGGCCCAGAGGUCAGUGCGGCAACAACUCCACAAUUUUGUCAAAGAUGACGUUAGGAAAUUCAAAGAAACAAAGAAACAAUUUGACAAGGUCCGAGAGGACAUGGAGAUGUCUCUGGUGAAGAAUGCGCAGGCCCCGCGGCACCGGCCACACGAGGUUGAGGAGGCCACUGGAGCGCUGACCCUCACCCGCAAAUGCUUCCGCCACUUGGCUCUGGAUUACGUGCUCCAGAUCAACGUCCUUCAAGCUAAGAAGAAGUUUGAGAUCUUAGAUGCGAUGCUGUCCUUCAUGCAUGCGCAGUAUGCCUUCUUCCAGCAGGGUUACAGCCUCUUACACCAACUGGACCCCUACAUGAAGAAGCUGGCGGCAGAGCUGGACCAGCUGGUGAUUGACUCUGCAGUGGAGAAGCGGGAGAUGGAGAGGAAACAUGCCCUGAUCCAGCAGAGGACUUUGUUGCAGGACUUCUCCUAUGAUGAAUCCAAGGUGGAGUUUGAUGUAGACGCUCCCAACGGUGUGGUCAUGGAGGGAUACCUUUUCAAGAGAGCCAGCAAUGCCUUUAAGACGUGGAAUAGGAGGUGGUUCUCCAUCCAGAACAGCCAACUGGUCUACCAGAAGAAGCUCAAGGACGGGUUGACUGUGGUGGUGGAUGAUCUCCGUCUCUGCACUGUGAAGCCAUGUGAGGACAUAGAGAGGAGGUUUUGCUUCGAGGUGGUCUCUCCUACAAAGAGCUGCAUGCUACAGGCUGACUCAGAGAAGCUCCGCCAAGCCUGGGUUCAGGCAGUCCAGGCCAGCAUUGCUUCAGCUUACCGGGAAAGCCCCGACAGCUACUACAUCGAGAGACUGGACCGAACGGCAUCUCCAUCCACCAGCAGCAUUGACUCCGCCCCAGACACCAGGGAUAGAAGCAGCAAGGGGGAGAGCAUCCUCCAGCGGGUGCAGAGUGUGGCAGGCAAUGGUCAGUGCUGUGACUGUGGGCAGCCUGACCCCCGCUGGGCCAGCAUCAACCUAGGUAUCCUGCUGUGCAUCGAGUGCUCGGGCAUCCACAGGAGUCUGGGGGUCCACUGCUCCAAGGUCCGGUCCCUGACACUGGACUCAUGGGAGCCAGAGCUGCUAAAGCUGAUGUGUGAGCUUGGGAACAGCACCGUGAACCAGAUAUAUGAGGCUCAGUGUGAGGAACUGGGGCUCCAGAAGCCAACAGCCUCUAGUCCCAGGCAGGACAAGGAAGCUUGGAUCAAGGUCAAAUAUGUGGAGAGAAAGUUCUUGAAGAAGCUUCCAGGGGCUGGGGCUGAGGCCAGUGAGACAGCUGGUGGGGGAGAGGCCAAGCCCCGGCGAUGGAGCAUGAAGAAAUGUCGGCGGCACCAGAGUUCUCCUAGGGUCCCCAGGAUGCGACGCCAGCUCCGGCAGGAGCCCACCGCCAUCUCCCCUGCAGCGCUGUCAUCAGCCAGCACUUUGGAACGGAAAUUUCGACGUGACUCUCUCUUCUGUCCAGAUGAGCUGGACUCACUCUUCUCCUACUUUGACACAGGAGCAGCUGGGGCAGGACCAAGAAGUGCUGGCCACAUGUCUGCGCAGGCCCCCCCAGCAGCUGGUCAGUGGGACAGUGGCCUGGGCCCCGGGGGCACCGAGGCGUGCCUCCCGGCCGGAGGUCUGAGCAGUGACAGCGGCCUCGGUGGCAGCACAGAUGGGAGCUCGGACAUCCUGGUCUUUGGCUCUGUGGUAGACAGUGUCAUGGAAGAAGAGGGUGAAGUAUCUGAAGACUCCAGUGCUGAGGGUGACCGUGAGACCUGGGACCUGGAGGACAGCCGAGAGCUGCACCCAGGGCUGCUGGCCUACCGGGCGGCUCGAGCCAGAAACCUGCCUGUUCUGGCUGAGGCCCUGGCCCACGGGGCUGAGGUGAACUGGGUCAAUGAGGAGGAUGAGAGCAAGACGCCACUGAUCCAGGCAGUGAUGGGGGGUUCCUUGAUCAUUUGUGAAUUCCUUCUCCAAAAUGGGGCUGACGUGAACCAAAGAGACAGCCGGGGGCGGGCACCCCUCCAUCACGCCACCUACCUGGGUCAUACGGGACAGGUCUGUCUGUUCCUAAAGCGUGGGGCUGACCAGCAUGCAUUGGAUGAAGACCAGCAGGACCCACUGGCCAUAGCUGUCCAGGCUGCCAAUGCUGAUAUCGUUACUCUGCUUCGGCUGGCUCGGAUGAAUGAGGAGAUGCGAGAAGCUGAGGGACCCCUCGGACAGCCAGGUGAUACCACCUAUCUGGACAUCUUCCGGGAGUUCUCCCACAUGGCGUCCCACCACCCAGAGAAACUCAACCGGCAGAGCCUCCAUGUCAGCCCCUCAGCCCCGUAGCCUAUCCCUUCUCUCCGGGGGGUUGGGCCGGGCCUUCAGCCUGAGCUUGUCCCUGCCUGGUUUUAGAAAUACAGGGAGCAGGAGUACACAUCCUUCUAGGGGAGGGGAGGGGAGAUGGUUUCUCUAUAGCAUGCCUAUCUCCAGGAUUUGUCCACUAGCCUGGAAGCAGAAGAAAGAGAGCAAAUUUGGGGCUCAGCUGGGCUGAGUCUGAGAUCUUUGCCCCUCUGCUUGCCAAUGGGACACAUAGGGAGGGGAAUGGGACCCUUAAGGGGGCGCAGACAGGCUUUAUCUUGUGUUUUAGGGCUGGAUGAGACCUCUCCACCCUAGUUACUGAACAUCGGAAGUGGGGCUUUCUCUCCUCUGGACCCUCCUCUCAGCCUCACAGGCCCUAAGGCCUAGGCUCCCCUAAUCUUCUGCUAGGGGGCUGAAACUCUCUCCCCCAUGAGUUAGGAAGUCGCUGUCCUCAGCCCCUGCUCAGGAGCAUUUCGGCAGAGCUCAGUCUCGUGUCUUAUACCCAUCGCUCAAGUCUCUUUGCCCUAGUGAGGGCAAAGUUCAGGGGAGCCAGGCACCCUGCAUGUUAUCCAUUCCCUUUUCAGGCAUGAGUGGCUGGUCCACUCCCAUAUAACCAGGGCCAAGACCCCACUACCCACCAACCAGCUUGUGCCCUUGCCCUAAUGGACGAGGCUUGGGGAGGAGAGGUUAGUGUCCCAUCCCUAAUAAAGCCAAAGACAGAGAAGUAGGACCCUGUGAUUGUGUGUUUGGGGCUCAAUCCCGACCUAGAGGCUAGAGGACUAGCUGCAGGAUAUGGGCUCCCCUGGGGCCUCCAGCACCAACCGUUGCAUGGCCCUUCCCUCAACUCAGGGUUCACACUCAGUCCUAAGGAGCCUGGGUCCCCCUGCCCCAUUAGCAUCCCCCAAGCAGCUGGUCCCUGGUCAGCAAUCCUCCUUCCCGUACCCACUCCCUCCCUGCCCUAAAUUGCUGUGAGCGUAGGUAAAAUGCCAACUUGUUUUAAUGCCUGAUCAAGGCUGAGAGAUGGGAAAUCUGCUGCAAAGGGGGCUCGAUGCCCCAGAACUCAUGAGGCAUUACCUGCACUACUGCUUUUUCUUGG